Messenger RNA from Harpia harpyja (harpy eagle), 4589 nucleotides. It is a transcript of the gene FANCA, whose product is annotated as FA complementation group A. Gene Ontology annotation, cellular component: Fanconi anaemia nuclear complex. Lineage: Eukaryota; Metazoa; Chordata; Aves; Accipitriformes; Accipitridae. Bases 1 to 4443 code for a protein of 1480 amino acids. Gene Ontology annotation, biological process: interstrand cross-link repair; regulation of regulatory T cell differentiation. The transcript has 43 exons. The record is from RefSeq and is a predicted model, not a curated record.
AUGGCAGCCCCCCACCUCCGCCACUACCAAGAUGGCGGUAGGGUAGGCGGGACCACAGCGCGCUUCCAGCCAAUGGGCGGAGGCGGCGUCCCCCGGCGGGCAGCCAAUGGCGGCGCAGGGCGGGCGGGUUUGUUUGGCGGGAAGCGGGCGGGGGCCGCCGUGAUGGCGGGCCCGGGCGGGAGGAUAUGGAAGGACCUGCUGGGGAGAGCCAGGAAACGAAAAAGCGCCUUUAGGAGCGGAGCAGAGCUCCAGGAAGCGUCUCUGCACCUUCUGGAUUGCCAUCAGAACCUGAAUGACCUCCUCCUGGAGGUGGAAGAUUCAGUCAAGCCAGGUGGACAGGGUGGUGUAGAGCACCAGGAAGUAUCGUCAGAAUCAUUUAUAGUCUCUGUGCUGCAGGAACAGGCCUCAAGAUUGGGUGUACCCACAGCAAUCUUGGCAGCCCAAAAUGCUGUUACCAACAUCGAGCGGAUCUGCCAGGCUUCUGCAAGCCCCUUUCAAGUCCCACUGCUGAACUUGGACCAGAGAAAGAGGUUGUCUUGCUUGCUUCAAACGGUCAAGGAUUUGCUGGCAAACAAUGUGUUCUGUCGCUCGCUCUUCUGUCAAGAAAUGUGGAAAAUGAAGGACCCUCCAGUGCUGGAAGCUGUGUGGCACCUGCACAGAGGCAACAUUGUUGGACUGGGAGAGCUGCUGGAGAGCAACCCGGCUGCCCCUGCUGUGGUGGAGUGGCUGUGCGACAGCCUUUGUGGCCUCUGUGAGCAGGUGGAGUCCUCCGGGGAUGUGGAGCUCGCUGGGCACGUUCUCUCAGACUUUGCAAUACUGUUUCUUCAGAAUGGCUUUCAGCAAACUUCGGAGCUGGGAAGGAAGUUGGAAUUCAAGAAUGUCCCCUAUAUCUGUCAUGCCGUCUUGCGAAGAAUGUUGACAUGGGUGCUUGACGCUGUUGGUAAAGAGAAGCAGGAAGAUGUUUCCACAUUGCAAGCUAUGAGGUUCUGGCUGAAUGUGUUCAAUGUGUCAGUUUAUAAAAGUGCGGUUCAUCUGGAUUCCUUGCAGCAGUUUUUUAGACACACCCUGACCGAAGUCCUUACCUACAACCCGUUGUUGAAAGUGUGUGAUGCCAUCCAUAUGCAGAAAGAGUGGAGCUUUACAAGAACUUGUUCACUGCUUACUACCUUGUAUCGCAAAAUGUUCACGGCAUUCAGUGCAAAGGAGUUGAUCUGCCAGCUGCAGCAAGUCCUGGAGACUCAUGAAGUGAACUGGCAGCAUGUCCUGUCCUGUGUUUCCACGCUGGUAGUUUGUCAGGCUGAGGCUGAGCAGCUGUUCAAAGAUCUACUGAGACAUCUCCUGAUAAAGGCCUUUGAGAAUUAUGAUAUGGAAAAUAUGAUCACUGCAUUCCUGAUAGCUCGUCAGGCUGCUCUAGAGGGCCCUGCUGUGUUCAUGCCUUACUCUGAAUGGUUUAAGGCUUCCUUUGGGAGCUCUGGUGGUCACCACGGGAGCAGUAAGAAAGCUCUGGUCUUCCUCUUUGAGUUCUUGUCAGAGCUAGUGCCCUUUGAAGCAGCGCCAUACUUGAAGGUCCAUAUAAUGUACCCGCCUUUUGUGCCAACAAAACAUCGGUCCAUUCUCUUGGAAUACAUCACUCUGGCUAAAACCAGACUGGCUGACCUUAAGGUUGCUAUAGAAGAUAUGGGGCUCUAUGAAGACUUGUCUUCCACAGAUGAAUCUGUGCAGCCCCAGGGCCAGGCACUUCGUGACGUUGAAAAGGCCCUUCAGAUAUUUGAAAACACAAGGAAGAUCCCAACCUCUGUGAUAGAAGCCAGUAUUUUCAGGCGACCAUAUUAUACUUCCUGGUUUCUUCCUGCUUUGCUGAGGCCACGUGUGCUCCCUAAAACCCCAGAUGCACGCAUGGCUUUUAUAGAUUCUUUAAAGAGAGCUGAUAAAAUACCCUCAAACUUGUACUCCACAUACAUGCAAGCCUGUCGUGCUAUGAAAGAGAAAAUGUUACAAGAUGAAUCAAAAGUAGAGACCAGCCAUUCCAAAGAGCCUGUUGAGCAGCUGAAGGCUGAACUGGCUGAACUAAGGACACUGAUUGUGGACAAGGCUAAAUACGAAGAUGUGCCAGCACAGAUUGCAGUGAUUUCUGACAGACUCAAAAGCGUCUUGGGUCACAGCAGUGAUGAGAAUGAAGCUGCUACUUUGAAUUCUCCAAUCCAAGUUGAUAUUUCUGCCCCCAGGCUGGAACCCAGCCAUCAGAGUGUUGUUGAUCUUCUGCUGACAUCGUUCUGCCAAAACCUAAUAGCUGCUUCCUAUUUUAACCCUCCUGACAGGCAGGGACCAUGUCUUUCCUUGUUUGUGAAGAUGAUGUGUGGACACGGGAAUCUUUUACCUGCCCUUCUGGGCAGGCUCUGCCAGCUUAUUUAUCAUCAGGGUCCUUCCCUGAAUGAUGCUCACAUUUUAGGACUAGCAGCUUUUGUGAUCCACUUAAGUGAGUGCAGAGCUUUAAUUCCUGAAGUGAAAGCCAAUUGUGGGAUUUCUGAGCCUGUUUCUGAAAAGGUCCUUUCCAUUUCGGAGUACUGGAACUGCUUGCUAGUGUGCAGGACAGAAAAGUCCUUUGCCUUCUGCAUGAGGUUUUGCACUGCAGCAGCAUCUUACCUUAUGUGCAAGUUUCCAUCCUAUUCUUGUGAAGAUUUGUGUGCCUUGCUUCCUCCUAGCCUAUUUAAAAAGCUGCAGUACAUCGUGCCACGGCUGAGCUUGGAAGCUCGGGGAAUCCUGUGUGAGGAGGCUAAAACAGACCUAAUCUGGAGUUCCCUGUCGUGCCCCUCUCUGAACUACAAAAGAGCCAGCCUCUGUCUAUGGAAGCAAGCACGCUUUCAAGAGCUCUUGAAGGAAAAAGCGCUCCAGUUGUCUUUCAGAGAGUGGCUGCUGUUGGAGCUGGAAGUGUACCCUGAAAAAGAUAUUCUCUCUGCUUCGGAAAGACAGGAUUUCCAUUAUUGGGCCAUCUAUCAAUGGUAUCUUCCAGCACCUUCUGCUUCUGGUGGCUGCGACGGAGACCUGGAGAAGGCAUGUGGCAUUAUUAUCAAUACCAUUCUGGAUUCCUCACAAAGGUUGGACCUGGGUAGCUGUGGCCAGUCGAAGGUGUCAGUCAGUCCUGAUAUUCUCUGCAAGCUACAGGAGAUGGUGCUGGAGCUGGGGUGUAGGCGAAAGUUGCUUUCUGGCUGCUUGGAUGCCCAGAGACACUUCAUGUUUGAGAUUCUUCAGGAAAGACUGAAAGACAGAAAACAUAGCUCUGCUUUGGGUGAGCAAUUAUGGAGGCAGCAGGAGCUGCUGCUGCACAGAAGGAUUCUGGUAGGGCUCCCUGCAUCCGCUCUGAUCAUGACUUGUCGAAAAGGAAAGAAAACCAUGUUGGACUGCGAAGACUUUUUUCGUUUUGUAAACUUGGAGCUGAAGAAUGUCUGUUCCAGAGGGUAUGCACUCUCCUAUGACAUCACCGCUCACUUCUUCAGGGGCCUGCUUAAUGCCAGCUUGGACUGUGAAGAAUCGGCAGAAGGGGUCAACGAUGUUCUAACAGCAUGUCAAACCAGAUGUCCCAUUGUGCUUUUCUCUGCAGCGCUUUGGUGGCCGAGGCUGGAGCCAGUACUUUGCUCUCAGUGGAAGAGACUCUUUGGGGCUCCACUUGCAGAAGAACUGGAAAGACUGAGGGAAUGGCAGUCCUCAGCUACCAGCUUCCUUUCUUCAGGAGUGGUUUUCCCUCUCUCUGGCCCUCCUUGGAUUUCAGCUGCCUUCCUCCAUUGUACUAUUCAACAGCAGUCACCACAUGGACGGGAGAGAAAUGCACUGAAGAGGCUGGGGACUGACACAGAGCAGCUUCUUGUUUCUCUGCUGUUCUUCUCACUCAUGGAUCUCAUCUCAGCAAAAAUAGCACCAAAGGAAGGAGUGGAUUUUCAGACAUCUCUGGAAUGGUCACUGGCGAUCUUGCAGUGCCUGGAAGAGAGGGGCACGUCCUGGCCCCUUCUCUUCCAUUCAGCAGAGAAAGACCCUAGAAAAUAUUGCGUCCUGCGCAGCGCAGCCUCAGACUGUCACAUCCGGCUCUUGCCUGUUGCGUUCUACAGCCUCACUCCUUGCUUUCACCAAGAGCUGCUCACCAGAGAGCAGACCUUCCUCUACGUGGCGCUCGAUUUGUACAUCCAGCUGCUUCGGCUCUUUGUGGAAGGAAAAGACCUGCUGCGGCAAAGCCCAGACACCACAGAGCAUGGGGAUCCCUUGGAGGUGAUCACCACAGCCCGGCGGUUCCUGUUUAGUGUGAUCCCAGGAUGCCCUGCCCCAAGCUUUGGAAACAUACAACCGCUACUGGCCACAUGUGAAGAACUUGACCCAGAGCUGGGAGCCACUCUCCUGCACUUCUCAAGGCCUGCUGCAGCCAUGGAGCUGGAUGAAGAGCCGGUCCUGUUCUGAGCAGAACACCCUGACUACAGAGGAAGGCACAGACAAGGUGCUACCUUUCUCACCAGUGCUGUUUCUUUCAAAUUACUUUGUAAAUAAUUUAUUACAAGCAUAACCAUGAAGCUCUUGUUACAAUAAAAAGUAGGUUACAAAUUUCA